Molecule: messenger RNA, 882 nt
Organism: Pochonia chlamydosporia 170
Lineage: Eukaryota; Fungi; Ascomycota; Sordariomycetes; Hypocreales; Clavicipitaceae
Product: short-chain dehydrogenase
Exons: 1
Coding region: 1-882 (293 amino acids)
Source: RefSeq, a predicted model, not a curated record
AUGACGAAAAAUUCCCCAGUGUGGUUCAUCGCCGCCGCGUCCAGCGGAUUCGGCCACGAGAUGGCAAUGUCCGCCCUCAAGCGCGGACACACAGUCAUCGCAACCGCUCGAAAAGUCGAGCGAGUGCAGGAUCUAGCAGAGGCGGGAGCACACACCAUGGCCUUUGACGUCACGUCCCCCCUGGCAGUCAUUGAGACAAUCGCCAAAGAAGUGUUUGACAAACACGGCCGAGUCGACUAUCUGGUGAACGCAGCGGGUUUCAUUCUCGAAGGGGCGGUAGAGGAAGUGUCGCCCCAGGAAGUAUUCGACUCGUUCAACACCAAUGUCUUCGGCGCGGUGAGCACAAUUCGUGCCUUCUUACCGCAUAUACGAGCGCAGCCCAUCGCUCCCAAUGGUGUGCGAUCCACCAUUGUCACAUUCGGAAGCCUGGGAAGCUGGCGAGGUGGUGCCGGCUUUUCCAUAUAUGCCAUGACCAAAGCAUGUGUGUCGUCACUGGCUGAGUCUCUUCGGGAUGAGCUUGCGCCGUUCAAGAUUCGUUCCACGACAGUCGAACCUGGCUAUUUCCGAACGUCGUUCCUCAAUCCUGGUGUCAUGGUCAGCUCCAAAACGCGCAUCGAUGCGUAUAGCGACGAGGCUACACCGACGGGUCAGGUGAGGAAGCGCUUGGUUGUGGUGGAUAAUAACCAGCCGGGAGAUGUGGUGAAGGGGUGCAAGGUCAUUCUGGAUAUGUUGACGGGGAGUGGGCUGGCUGAGGGGAAGGAUCUUCCUGUGAGAGUGGUGUUGGGGCCGGAUUGUGAGCAGACUAUUAGGGAUAAGUGUUCGCAGAGCAUUGCUAUACUGGAUGAGUGGAAGGAGCUUAUUCGGAGUACGAACCAUGAUUGA